AGCGGCGGCAGCAGCACCCAGAGCCGGGGAGCAGCCCGCGGCAGCACACGCUCUCUCCGGGGCAUUGACCUGUCGCCUGUUGGGAUCACGUCAGGCGGACAUUCGGCUUUCGCGGGAAUUCGAAGAGUGUUCGAUCGGCUGUGGGUUUUUUUCAUUGUUAUUUUUUGGUUUUGUUGAAGGAGGGAGAGCGUUUUUGUGUUGCCAGGGGAAGAGAAAGUCCAAGCAGCCAUGAAGGGUCAUUCGCCGUCCGCCGCGUCACCACAAAGCCACCUCUGACCAACUCCGAUUCAGCAAACCGAAGAUGUCAGCGUGCAGCGACUUUGCAGAACACGUGUGGAAACCCGGCUCCUGCAAGAACUGCUUCCACCCGCUCAGUGCACACCACAAGACUGUCGGCGGCCUGGAUGUGCAGGCCGCCUGCUUGAAGAGCGCCCCGGGAGGUGAUGAAGAAUCUGGACUAACGGCGCCUUCGCCCUACAGCAAGCCAACCAUCGCUGUCAAACCCACCAUGAUGAACGAGUCCGUGACUGACGUCAACAUGAACAUAGAGCAGGAGAACACGAAGAGCCCAGUCGGGGGAAUGGGCUUGAAGAAACUUCUGGACCUGUCGUCCCUUUACAUUGACGGCAACGGCUGCAACAAGCCCCGUAGAGAGGGUGUUCUUCAAAGCCCCGAAGCCAAGAAGGACUUCAACAACUGCUUCUCCCUGGCUUCCUUAUCCCCCAACAUCCUGCCCAAAGACUCCAUGAUCAUCAGCAAUAUCUUUGUCACUCAGGAGGAGGUCCGGGGUUCUCAGAGUUUGAUGAAGAACGCCAACGGAGACAUCUGUAGGGAGCAGAGCGCGACCACCACAAUGACCAAGAGCACUUAUAAUGGAAUCAGUGGAACUGCCAGAGCAAAUCGUCAGGAGUCCCAGCGGGCAUCUGCGGAGAUGCCUUUUUCUGUGGCCCUUGUCACUUCCAGUUCCACGACGGUUCGUAGCAACGGCGUCAGCAGCGCUGGUGCUGCCGCCGUUGCAAGUAAGACUUUCAGCACUUCUGGUACGACCGCCACGGCGGCGCUGACCGCGGAGCCAUUCAGACACGACCCUCCGCCACCCGGACUCCACUCCCCUCCCGUCCUUUCUGAACAGAGCAGCCUAUCGGACUCCUCUUACCAAAGUAGCACGGAUUCACUUCCUGGUGCAGAGGGGUCCGGAGGAGGACGGGUGAAGACAGAGAGCCCCCAAAGCCCAACGGCCACGGGCAGCUUGCAGUCGGCUCCCGGCUCUCCCGACCAACAGCUGGACUCGGAACCCAUUUACGCACAGAGCACCAAAAUAAAGCGCCGGCCACAAGGAAACGGGGUGCAGUCCCAUCUGGUGUCCCCUAACCAGACAAAGAACUCAGCGAAAAGCCCCGAGCCUUCGGGAGAGAGUCACCGGGCCACCAUCACAAUAAUGGCCGCUCACACAGAAGAGAACAGGACCUUCUACCUUAGCAGUCCAGAUUCCGCCAUCAGCACCCAGUGCCACUUCAGCCCCACGGCGCGCAAGGACCCCAGCAGUCCGGCUUUCCGCUGGCCCAGCCACAGCCACAGCGCCCCCUCUUUGACCCCGGAAGCCUGCCUCAGCCCAACUAUUUGCCCCAAGCCUCAGUCUAGCCCACCCAUUCCCCCGAAGAGGAACACCCGAUCCCCAAAACUGGGCGCCUCCAGCCUCUCGCCGUCCAUCUCGUCCCCCGUCCCGCUUCCCGAUCUCUCCAGACUGGGCGCCUCCGGCCUCUCGCCGUCCAUCUCGUCCCCCGUCCCGCUUCCCGAUCUCUCCAGACUGGGCGCCUCCGGCCUCUCGCCGUCCAUCUCGUCCCCCGUCCCGCUUCCCGAUCUCUCCAGACUGGGCGCCUCCGGCCUCUCGCCGUCCACCUCGUCCCCCGUCCCGCUUCCCGAUCUCUCCAGACUGGGCGCCUCCGGCCUCUCGCCGUCCACCUCGUCCCCCGUCCCUCUGCCUGAGCUCCCGAUGCUUUUCCUCGUCUCUGCGAGAGAGGGCCACUUCAAGGUCCAGCCCGAGAACCACGGCGCAGCAGUGACUGAGCGCUGGCACAAGCCUCACCACCACAGUCCCGGCUGGAACUGUCGCAUAGAGGAAGAAGAGGAGGACGACGAGAGAGAGCCAAAAGAGAGGCAGAAGAGGAAGUCGGCUGCCAAACCGUGGACAACCUCUCCGGUGACAAGCUUGGUAAAUGGGGCUGCCGUCUGGAAGGAGGCCAGGGACUCCAAGGCCCAGAGCGGCCCCCCUCCGAUGACAGAGCCAGGCACGGCCCCCCCGGCCGCCCCCAACAAUGGUGCCUGUCAGGGGGAGAGCGAGGGCACCGGUGCAGAGGAGGAAGACAAGCAUAACGGGAGCAUGCCGUCCAAGCAGCCGUUGCACGGGGGCUCCUCGGAGCUGCUGGCAGCAGGACAGGGAGCAGCCAACAAUGAACCCCAUGCUCCACCUCCCCCACCCAAGAAACUGCACAGAGUUUCUAGCAAGAUGAGCGGCAGCAACAUGGAGCUGGAUCGCUGCAGCCGACACGCGCCGGCGGAGAGCCCUCCUCCUCUUCCUCCUCCUCCUCCUCCUCCUCCGCCUGUCAGGCGCUUGGGCUCCAGCGGCUCCACGGCGUCCACGGACAACCUGACCGGGGACGCCGGCUACCGGGAUGCUACGCGGCUGUCUUGCUCCUCUCCCUUCUCCAGAAGUCCGGCGGCCUCGGCGCCGGGAUCUCCGCACCUGCCGUCGCUGGGCAGCCCGGGGGCCGAGCCGCCGCCGCUCCCGGAGAAGAAGAUGCUCAACCGCACCGCGUCGGCUCCGGACGGCGCCAAGGGGAGGCCCCUCGCCCGGGCGUACCCGCGGCUCCCCUUCAGCGGCUCGGAGGGCGACGUGGGCCCCCCCGCCGCCUCCCGCUCCAGUUUGCCGUCGAGCCCCGUCGACCCGCGGCCCAUGUUCUCCUCCAGCGAGUCCCUGGAGCGCUGCCACGCCCCGCCGGGCCGCCCCUCCAGGUCGCGGACGCUGGAGGAGCCGCCGAAGACCCGCGGGCGCCUCGGGGCCCACUGCCGGAGCAGCGUCACCUGCUCCUCUUCCCCGCAGCUCAGCGCGCCCUUCUCGCCCUCGGAGCCGGGCCCCGCGGCGCGUUUGGGCUCCAGCAUGCAGCUGCAGACGCUCCUGAGCAACAUGGACAGCCGGGAGGGCGUGUACUCCAAGCUGGGGGGCCUGUACGCGGAGUCUCUGCGGCGCUUGGCUCUCAAAUGCGAGGAGCACUUCACCCGCUCCCAGAGGAACCCGCUCAGGUUCGAGGAGAGCAACUGGUCGCUGUUCAGGCUCACGUCCAACAAGCCGAGCUGCAACUCGGGGGACGCCGUGUACUACUCCGCCGCCUGCGCCUCCGACCCCAGCAACUCCUACGCCGUGAAGAUCUGCAAGAGCCCAUCCGUGGAGGCCAAACAGGGCCACCUGUACGGCCUGUCCGUGCUGCAGAGCAUGCCGCCCCACUUCAACCUGCAGCAGGACUGCGGGCACUUCCUCGCCUGCGUGCCCCAGAGCAUGCUGCCUUCCGACGAAGUCUCCCUGCCCGGCGCCUCCGCCUCGUCGCUGCCCCAGCCCCCCGCGCCCGCUCAGCAGGUGGAGCGGGAGCGGGUGGUGGUCAUCGCCUCCGAGAUCCCUCGGCACACGGCGGCCGACUUUGUCCGGGAGUGGGCCGCGUUCCACAAAAGCCAGCCGGAGGUGUACGAGCGCCGCGUGUGCUUCCUCCUCCUGCAGCUGUGCCACGGCCUGGAGCACUUGAAGGAGCACGGGGUCACGCAUCGCGACCUCUGUCUCGAGAACCUGCUGCUGGUGCCCCACGUGCCGCGGCCCUCCAAGUUCCCCCAGCAAGCCGCCGCCGCCGACAACGGCAGCGGCUCAAGCGGUGCCGAGAGUCAGCGCCACCUCCCGCGGCUUCUCAUCAGCAACUUCGCCAAGUCCAAGCGCCGCUCGCCCGAAGACGCCGCCUCCACCAGCGGGGACCCCCGCGUCAAGCGCGACCACGCCCGACUGGCGCCCGAGAUCCUCUCGGCAGCGCAGUACCGCAAGUUUGACGAGUUCCAGACGGGCAUCUUGAUCUACGAGCUCCUCCACCAGGCCAACCCGUUCGAGGCGAGUCCAGCGCUGAAGGAGCAAGACUACCGCUGCGAGGAGCUGCCCCCGAUCCCGGCGGUCUCCCUUUACUCCGCCGGCCUGCAGCGGCUGGCCCGGCUGCUGCUUCAGCCCGACCCCAUCAAACGCAUCCACAUCCAGGAGGCCAAGCGCGUCCUGCAGAGCCUGCUCUGGGGGCCCAGGAGGGACCUGAUGGAGCAGCAGCGGGAGAGGCGCGGCCAGGGGGUCGACGGAGGCCGCCACGAGGGCCUCCUGAACUGGCUGGACGUGAAGCGGGCCCUGCUGAUGAUGAAGUUCGCCGAGCGCUCGCUGGAGCCCGAGAGGAACGCGGAGCUCGAGGACUGGCUGUGCUGCCAGUACUUCUCCUCGGCUCACCCGCUGUCGCUCUGCCACACCGCCGAGCUGCUCUACUCGCUCAAGUGAUGGCGUCCGUGGCAAGUGGGUGGAGCUGAAGCUGCGUGAGAACGGGAGAGGCCGAUGAUUUCGGUAUAAUGUCUGUGGACCGGAACCCCAGCUGCUCGCGCCGCUGUUGCUGCCGCUGUUGCCGCCGCUGCUGCUCGCUCGGGAGCCGUGGAUCGACGCCACCAACGUCCUCGCUGCCUUUUCCACAGACCGCCUCCCGCUACGGACUCUCGACUCGGCGGACAAAUGAAGCGUGAAGAUUCGCCUGUCUUUAAAUGUUCCUGUAACCAAUGGACAGACUAAUAAAAGGAUACCCUUACCGGCUGGAAACACAUGGUGCCCGUGAUACAUCUGUAAAAAAGGAAGAUUAUGAACAGUGUUCAUAAUCCUGUAAUACACUUACCAAAGUUUCUAUUGUUUGUAUUUAUUAAAUAUCAAUUAUGACAUUUUUUUUUACCCACUGAAAACAGCUUAAUAAUUCAUAACCGGAUUCUGUUGGCUUGUUAGCUUUGAUAACAAUGCCGCGUCGUAUCUACGUAAAUGUGCAGCUAACUUUUACAUUUGAAUAGAAAUAUGACUCCCACUGUUGCACCUUUUCCAUGGACUCAUAGCGCUGAACUGAAUGACUGUAAAGUUCCAAUUUUCUUAAAUCAAUCCACAGGAACUCACACAACGUGUGUCGCUCUGUGAACACUGCUUUAGUUUCACAGCGUUGCAUUCUAGCCGCUUCGCUUGAAUUCACCAUGAGCCACACUGUCCAACGACUUGAUGUUGGUCGAAUUGACGAAGCAGCAACGCUAUCGAUUGGUUCUACUGAACGGAUGCCCAGUUUUCCUUUCAGUAUGUGUUUAAAUGUUUGGACAUUUGUAACAGUGCCUUUUGUUCUUUGUGUGUGUUACAGUGGCACCGAAGCCAAAUGUAAAUAAUGCUGAUCAUUCGUCCUUUGUGAAACUGGCCUUUCACUGAAUGUUCUAGAAAGACCUUUUUGUACAGUAAUUUGUAAAUCAUGUUAGAAGAAGAAUGAGCCCAAGCAGGUCUUAAAAAGCCAUGAAUAUGAACAGGAGUUAAAAAAUAUAUAUAUUUAUGAUACAAUUUGCUAUCCUGUAGUAGUCACUGGAAUUUCUCUGUUUAUAUUCAUAUGUGGAUUAUCAAGUUAUUUGGGUUUUCUUUUGGCGCUGCAGCAGCUGGGCCUGUUUUUAGCCUCCUGCCUGACCUUCAAGUUCAUGAGUACUUUAUCUUCAACAGAGGAAUUCUUAAUAAAGUCAAGAAUCUAACAGCCUGCCCCAGUUUUCAGUCCAUGACUCACUGACGUUUCUGAUGUUUUAGAGAGAGGAAAAAAAAACAUGCUCAGAUCUCAUCACUAUACAUUAUUGAUUUUUGAUUAUUUUGUGCGUGCCUCACCUAUUUGCAACUAUCAAUAAACUGUGCAUAUAUUU
Pungitius pungitius (ninespine stickleback) is the source of this 5982-nucleotide messenger RNA. RefSeq names its product inactive tyrosine-protein kinase PRAG1. The transcript has 6 exons. Gene Ontology annotation, biological process: protein phosphorylation. The coding region runs from base 302 to 4567 and encodes 1421 amino acids. Gene Ontology annotation, molecular function: ATP binding; protein kinase activity. NCBI's taxonomy places the organism in Eukaryota, Metazoa, Chordata, Actinopteri, Perciformes, Gasterosteidae. The record is from RefSeq and is a predicted model, not a curated record.